AUUUUUAUAUUCUUUCGUUAUAAUUAUUAUACAUCCUUUGAAAGAAAAAGAAGAGGCAAUAGAGAUGGACGGCUAAGAUGUUAACGUAAACAAAGUUGGCGGAGGGAAAAGAGGAGCGUGGAAUAAUUAAACAAAAGAGUCGUGUCCACAUGGGCGGCCUCAAGCUUCGUGUCCCACUUUUGUCCCCUUGCCUCUUUCUUGCCUUUCAUGCUUCCGACAACACUUCUCUCUCUUCCUUUAACCCUAACUUCGAUGCUCCUUUAUAUAUAUCUCUCUCCCCUUUUCUCCAAAACUCAUCAACCAGCUCACCAAGAACAAGAACAAGAAGAAGAAGAACAAGACAAGAAGAACAAAGUACCCAAGAAAACACACAAGAAGGAAACACAAAGAUUGAUAUUGAUCCAAAAGCAAUGGCGUACGAGAAAGUCAACGAGCUUAACCUUAAGGACACAGAGCUAUGUCUUGGAUUACCCGGAAGAACAGAGAAGAUCAAAGAAGAACAAGAGGUUUCUUGCGUUAAAAGUAACAACAAGCGUCUAUUUGAGGAAACUCGUGAUGAAGAAGAAUCUACACCUCCUACCAAAACUCAAAUCGUUGGUUGGCCACCAGUGAGAUCUUCCCGUAAGAACAACAACAGUGUGAGCUACGUGAAAGUGAGUAUGGACGGAGCUCCUUACCUUCGCAAGAUCGAUCUCAAGACAUACAAAAACUACCCCGAGCUUCUCAAAGCGUUAGAGAAUAUGUUCAAAGUCAUGAUUGGUGAAUAUUGUGAGAGAGAAGGAUACAAAGGAUCUGGAUUUGUACCAACAUACGAAGAUAAAGAUGGUGACUGGAUGUUGGUUGGUGAUGUUCCAUGGGACAUGUUCUCUUCUUCUUGUAAGAGACUCAGAAUCAUGAAGGGAUCCGACGCUCCUGCUCUAGACUCUUCCUUAUGAUCCAGAGAAGCUGAGAAUCUUUUGUCUAAAAAGGAGAUGAUGACUAUGAUCGAUGAAUGAAAAACCCUUUUUGGUUUGAUUCGGAUCGGAGUUUGACUAAAGUUGACCGUGAAAGACGAAACUUCGGGGUUUUGUCCGACGAGAGAUCCAUCUCUAGUGAUGUUCUUUUUGUUUUUGUAUUUAGAUUUGAAGUUUGAUGUAAAGAUACAUGAGAUUUUAUGUAUAAUACGGACACAUACACAAUCUAUAGAUGUAUAAUGUAUUAAGUAGUUAUGUCCUAUAAGAUCAUCAGUUUUCUGUUCUUGAUCACGAACAUAAUAUUUUAAAUUUCAGAAACUUAUACACAUUUGUUUAGCCAAGGUUAUUUAUUAACUUUUUUUUUUGUUUAAAGUUUAACCAAGGUUAUUAUUUACUUAUUCAGCA
Arabidopsis thaliana (thale cress) is the source of this 1358-nucleotide messenger RNA. It is a transcript of the gene IAA2, whose product is annotated as indole-3-acetic acid inducible 2. The transcript is spliced from 2 exons. Lineage: Eukaryota; Viridiplantae; Streptophyta; Magnoliopsida; Brassicales; Brassicaceae. The record is from RefSeq and is marked reviewed. Gene Ontology annotation, biological process: regulation of DNA-templated transcription. The coding region runs from base 150 to 935 and encodes 261 amino acids. Gene Ontology annotation, cellular component: nucleus.